UAUAAAUGGAGGGAUAUAUACAAGGAAAUUCUCAUUUUUUUAUAGUAUUAAAGUAAAUUGGAUUAUAUGGAUUUAUUAUAAGAAAUAAUCAUUACAAAUAAAAACACAUUAAUUAACCGAAUUAAGUAGUGAUUAGCUAGCUGGUUACUGGCCAAAGGGAAUAGAAUACCGCCAUAGAAAUGACCGAUCGACCAUAAUCAGCAACACGAUGGGGAAGGUUUUGCUUUUGCAUGGCUGUCCACAGAGUUCCCAGCAUUGAACUAACCUACAGCUAACAACAAAUUACAAGGAUUAGUAUAAUUAAUAUGAUAUAGUACAAGUUGACCAGGAAAAAUUAGGGUUUAAUUAGAAUAAUGGGAGGCUUUAUGUCUAAUGAAUUGCAUAAUGAGUACAAGAUUAAAGGGAGAGGGCUUCGAGAGUAAUCCCUUGUUCAUGUAUGAAAUGAAACGCUAGUGACGGAAUUAGAAUUUUUUUUUUUUUGAACAAGAGAGCAGAGAGUGGGCAUAAAAGAUUAAGUUUCAGAAAUUUGAACAAUGAUAGUUGUAGAGAGAAAAUUAGAGAGUUAUUAUACUAUUCAUUAACAAGUACUUGAUACACCAAAUUCGUUACAGGCUUUACAUGUAUUCUGAGUACAUCAAAACGUGGCCAAACCAAAAACCAUUUUGGCCAGCUUCCAAUAAUCGACCGAAAUUCGGUUACUUCGGUUAUCGGUUAGUGGAUAACCGAUCAGUUAUUAGUUUAACCGGUCGGGUAACCGGUAACCGAACGACCACCCCUAGUAUAGAGUAUAGAUUAUAGAUUUUAUAGUUGAUUCUCUCCCAUGCUUGUAAACUUAUAAUGAACUCCUUAUUACCUUCUUACGAUUUUUUCUUUUUAUGUACUAGUUAUUUUCUUUCAUAGAGAAACCAUGCAUGUAAACCACGUUCACGUACAAAUACAAACUUUACUAGUUCAGUAUUGGACUGGGCUGAGUUUAAUUAACUAGCCAAAGCCCACUGAUAAGUGAAGUCCUACUGUAACAGGCCAAUAACAAUCCUAAUCGGCCCAGAAAAGCCCGUUUUUUGGCCCAUCGCAAUCCGCAAGACCAAAGCGGUCCAGAGCGAGUUAGGGUUUCGUCCCGGACUCGCAACGUCUGAGCAUAUAUAUAUAAUCACAUUUUCUCCUCCCUAGGCUUUAGAGCGAGGAUUGGGAGCAGAAUCAGCGGAGCUUCUUUGAGAGCGGCGAUAGGGAGCGAACCGGCGGCGAUUCCAAAAUGGUGAAGUUUCUCAAGCCGAACAAGGCCGUGAUCGUCCUCCAGGGCCGAUACGCCGGCAAGAAGGCGGUGAUCGUGAAGUCGUUCGACGAUGGCACCCGUGACCGCGCCUACGGCCACUGCCUGGUCGCAGGGAUCAAGAAGUACCCGGCGAAGGUGGUGAGGAAGGAUUCGGCCAAGAAGACGGCGAAGAAGUCCCGCGUCAAGUGCUUCGUCAAGCUCGUCAACUACAGGCACCUGAUGCCGACUCGCUACACGCUGGACGUCGAUUUGAAGGACAUCGUCACACCCGAUGUGUUGCAGACCAGGGACAAGAAGAUCGCCGCAGCCAAGGAGACCAAGGCGAGGUUCGAGGAGAGGUUCAAGUCCGGCAAGAACAGGUGGUUCUUCACCAAGCUCAGGUUCUAGGGGGUUUUCUCAUUUCAGCUGGAAAUGGAUCUCGAUGGAUAUUUACUCUUUUUCCUUAUUACUUAAUUGGAAAAUUUUGAACGAACAGAUUGUCGUGUGCUGGGUUUCUGCCAAGACCGAGUCUUUUGUUGAGUAGUGAAUUUAAGUGUUAUGAAUGGAUGAACUUGUUAUAUAACAUCUGGGUUGUGGCUGUCAUGGAUUGGUUUGAAUUUGGUAUUGACAGCAAAUGUCUUCCAUGGAUUUGAUUGAAUCUGGUUGUGACUCCUGUCUUUCCUUACCUGGCAAUGCUUUCUCUUGCUUUGCAAGAUGGGAUAGCAAUUGCUGGUGGAUGUGAUAGCUUUAGAUAUGAUUUGGGUGCUUGGACAUCUGUUUGUUUUAGAUGGUACCGUAAAUUUACUAAAUUCACUGUCCAUUA
Molecule: messenger RNA, 2075 nt
Organism: Linum trigynum
Lineage: Eukaryota; Viridiplantae; Streptophyta; Magnoliopsida; Malpighiales; Linaceae
Source: the annotation of a GenBank genome assembly